AAAACUGUUGAUCAUUGCACUUCCGUGGAAAUUGUAAACAACAACAGCAACAAAAGUUCACACCCAAUUUUUACUACUAAUAAAGAUGUCAGAACAGGAGGCAUGGGGUCAGUUAGUCAGUUUAACUGAUUUUGAGUCAGAUCCUAUUCAGCUUACUGCUGACAAGUUUUCCAUCGGUCGAGGGUUCGAUUGUGAUUUGAGUCUUUCUGACAACAAGCUAGUAUCAGGUCAUCACUGUCAUAUUCAGCGUGAUAAAGAUGGAAAGAUCACAUUAAAUGAUACAAGCACAAAUGGUACAUUACUCAAUAUGCAGUAUAGACUUACCAAAGGAAAGUCAAAGGAACUUCAGCAUGGGGAUGAGUUUUACAUUGUGUAUAAGAAAAAUAAUGAGGAACUUAAUGUAGGUUUUAUGUUCCAAGAUACAGAGGAACUACGGAAAGAGGAAGGUACACAAGAAUAUUCACCUCAAGACUUGCUUGAUGCGACACUUGAAGACACAGACUGUAACUAUAUCAGUCCUGAAAGACUCUCAAAGAAACGUAAAUCAGAUGAUGAAGAUAAUGAUCCAAAAGAUGCAAAAAGAGCUAAAACUGAAGAUUCUGAUAAGAAGUUGAAAGAAACUGAAACUGAAAAAAAUAAAUCCACUGAACCCAAAGAUGCUGUUACUGAAGGAAAGGAAAGUGUGAAAGAAGAAAAUAAAUGUUCUGAACAAACAAAAGGUGGAAGUUCAUCUGCGGCAUCCAAACCUUGUGUGCAGGAAAGAGAUGACAUUGAAGAAAAUCUGCAGUGUAUGAUUUGUCAGGAGAUAAUGCAUGACUGUAUAAGUCUACAACCAUGCUUACACUCGUUCUGUGCAGGAUGUUACUCUGACUGGAUGUCAAGGUCACAGGAAUGUCCCUCAUGUAGGAAAAAAGUGGAAAGGAUCAACAAAAACCAUAUAGUCAAUAAUCUUAUUGAAGCUUAUCUAAAAGAGCAUCCACGUAAGAAGAGACCAGCAGAAGAUAUAGAAGAGCUCAAUAAGAAAAACAAAGUAACAAAUGAUAUGUUGUAUCCAAAAGAGCAGUUAAAAGAUGAGAGCAGUGAUUAUAGUGAUACUGAUGAUGAUGAUAAUAAUGAUGAUGACUACACUCCUGCACCACCAGUAUUUGCCCCUGCCCCAGCCCCUGCCCCAGCACUGUUUGGAUUUGGUACCCCUAUAUUUGGAGUUACCAGAGCAUUUAAGACAGUGUGUCGUCAGUGCCCUGAAUAUAAAGAUCCAGCAGAUGGUAACACUGGUGGUGUGAUAGGAGGGAUAAAAACAGCUUUAAAUAAUGUAAAGAACAUAAUUACUGGAACUGUGAAUCAGGCCAACACAGAUGCAGCAGCUGGUUCCCCUGCAAAAGCUGAUGAUCCAGGAACUUCAGGCAAAGAUGCGGAACCAGGAACAGGAGGGGAACCGUCAACUUCUGGAGAGACUGCAGGAACAGGAGAAUCUGCAGCCUCAAAACCAUCAACAUCAGAUGAUGGAGUGAAGCCUUUCAAGGAAGAUCCAAAAGUGAUGCCAACACCUCCAAAUCAUGUAUGUGCUCCUAACCAGAACCAUGUUUUGUGCCAGUGUUGCCUGCAACCCUUUCCAGAUUUCAGGCAUGUUUUAAACCAGCCAGCUGAUAAUGUUCGGCCAGCAGCCUGUGGGAUAUGUUAUAGAGCAUUCUGCCAUGCAUACUGGGGAUGUAGAAAAGCUGACUGUCUUGGCUGUUUAAACAAAUUCAAAGAGAUGAAUUUUGGAAGAAAGGCUCUUGCAGGGAUUAUACUUGAAAAUCAGUUUGAGUCAGAAAUAUUUAGGGAUUAUAUAGAUUCAAAAGGCAUGUCUGUAAAAGAUGUGUUACAAGAAUGUUGUAAGCAGAUGGAGGCUGGCAGAUUUACUGCAGCAGCACAGAGAAACCUCCACAAAUUGACCAGUGAAACACCUGUUUGUUAUAAUUGUGGGCUGCAGAAUUUUAAAGAACUAGCUUUCCAGUAUAGAAAAACCUUGAAACAGCAAGAUUUACCUGACAAAGCUCAGAAUCGACCUGACUGUUACUGGGGAUAUAAAUGUAGGACACAAAAGAAUAAACCUCACCAUGCUAGAAAUUUCAACCAUAUCUGUGACCAGACAAGACAGUUUUAGUGUUCUGUUAUCUAGCAUCAUAUCUGUGAUCAAACAAUACAGUUUUAGUGUUCUGUUACCUACCAUGACAUUGAAGAUGAUUGAAAAUGAUUAAAGGAGUAUAUUACCUAGUAGUUUGUUAAAAGGUGAUGGAGGAGGAUGGGAGAUGAAUAAACAAGACAGUUUAAAGGAGUAUAUAUCUUUUCAACCCAGGUCAGGGAUGUAAGGAAUGGUUUAACAUACAUAUACACUGAGAAGGGGCUAGACAAGUGUUUUCCUAUUAGACUUACAUGUAUUAAGAGAGACUACUGUAUGAUCAGGAGGAAUUUCAAAUAUGGUUAUCAUGCAUUGUUGUUGAUUUUGUUAUUUUUUAUAAGGAUUAUUAGUUAUAAAGUUUAUAUGUAUGUAUGUACUAUAUAAAGUAGUUUGUAUUACUUGUACAGAUCCACAUUGGAUAACUACCUUUUUAUACAAACAUUUUAUUUUUUGCACUGGUGUUUAGUCAAGAAAAUAUUAAUUGAAGUGAACCAAUACUUGUUUGAAAUAUUUUAUUGUUAUUUGAUUUAGGAAUGAAUUACUGGUAUGGUUUUGUAGUUUUUCAUUGAGGGCAUGUUUCAAGCAUUUGGGUGCCAAAUGACAUAACUCAUACUUUCACCAUAAGCAUGUUUUUAUACCCAAACAAAAAAUAUAUAUUGUUUAACUAGAUGGAAAGAUGUUCAUCAAAAUUAUCAACAGAAAGUUAGGGUAGUGGACCCAUAAUGACACUGAACAGUUUCCAUGGUAAUUCGAAAUCCCACUUGGCAAUUCAGCAUUGUUCAGAGGUAGAUGUAUCUCAAUGCACAUAUGACUUUUCAAAAAAAAUAACGGAAAAUACCAAAAUCGCAUACAAAGAAUGUGCAAUUGGCUGAUUUUCAUGGCAGGUCCACUACAUGAAAUUGAUAGAACUCUGUGGAAAUGAAUUGUUUUUUGUUGUUGUUUUUUUUUCACCUUGAAAUUUUGACAUAGAUAUCUACAUAUAUAAUUUUAUACCAUGAUAUUUCAUUUUCUAGUGAAGCUGUAUUAAUAUGUUUUUAUUUUUUUAAUUGACACGACAGUAAACAUGUGGGUGUUAAUAGAUUUGGAGAAUCAAAAAUUAAAAAAAGAAUGAAAAAUUUAAACAAA
Molecule: messenger RNA, 3286 nt
Organism: Mercenaria mercenaria
Lineage: Eukaryota; Metazoa; Mollusca; Bivalvia; Venerida; Veneridae
Product: E3 ubiquitin-protein ligase CHFR-like
Exons: 19
Coding region: 86-2146 (686 amino acids)
Biological process (GO): mitotic cell cycle checkpoint signaling; ubiquitin-dependent protein catabolic process; protein ubiquitination
Cellular component (GO): nucleus
Molecular function (GO): protein binding; ubiquitin-protein transferase activity
Source: RefSeq, a predicted model, not a curated record